AUGGCCGACCCCUUGAGCAUCGCCGCAAGCAUUGCGGGACUCCUAUCACUUGCGGACAUUGUCUGCCUGCGCUUGGCUAAGUAUGUCAAAUCAGUCAAGCAUGCCGAGAAAGAGAUCAGUGAUCUGCGCGACGAAGUCAAUCUAGUUGGAGGAACUAUCAACAUGCUGUCGCGAUUGGCAACCGCUCUCGAUGCGGAGGAUGGGCCUCCUAUUCAGGGCUUUCGAAUGCACCACAUUGAUGGCUGUGCAGCAAUCUUAUCCGAGAUUAUCAACAAGACGAAGAAGUAUGAAGACAGUUCAGGAGGAAAACUGAAAAAACUCUUAUGGCCGUACACAUCUUCGAAGACCAAGGAAAUGCUUGCAGACCUCUCUCGACACAAGGAAAAUAUGAACCUUGCGUUAUCGGCCACUUCAUUGGAAGCGUUACUGCGUUGUCUUGCGAAAGAAGAAGAGAGAGACCGGACGACGGCUGCAAUACUCGCUGAUGUUCAGAAGACCCGAGAAAUUGCGGUGCAGAUUCGCGAGGAUGCCCAGCGAGAGCGAGUCCUUGAAUUUUUCUUGAGAUAUAACCCGCAAUCAAAUUACGAGAUGAGUGUGAAGUUACGUCACCCAAGGACUGGAAUGUGGCUUGAACUUCAUUUGUCUUUUCAGCAAUGGCUUAGCAACCCAGGUUCCCGCCUCUGGUUGAGCGGCAUUCCCGGCGCUGGCAAAACGGUACUCGCAGGCUCAAUCAUUGGCCAUGCUCUUGCGAGAAGCUCAGAAACAGUUGCUGUAGGUUUCUUCUUCUGCGACUACAAGAAUGAGACGACACAAAGCCCUGUCAACAUUCUUGGGGCUUUGGCGUACCAACUGGCGAGACAGAGAGAGGAAGCGUUUUCGAUGCUCGAAGAGUAUUACACUGAACUCCAUCCAGAAACGGGACUCCCUCGGUCUCCCAGUACAGAAGACCUAGGGCGAACCAUUUUAAGGAUGGCUCAAGUAUUUGAACAUACCUAUAUAGUGGUUGACGGCCUGGAUGAAUGCGGAGACCACGCAGAGGAAGUUGUGGAGGCGCUUUGCGACAUUGCAGAAAAUUCGGACGAAUUAUCGAUGGCGCUACUUAGUCGCGACGAGGACAAUAUCCAACAACACCUGCGACAUCCCGAAAACAACUUCCAAAAUAUAGAAAUUGCAGCUCAUACGGAGGAUAUCACCGAGUAUCUGACGUCGGAAAUCGAACAGCGAAUGCGCAACAAGAAGCUGGGAUUCGAAGAUCUCUCUCUUAAAGAAGAGAUUCUGGAAAGCCUCGUCGCCGGGGCACACGGAAUGUUUCGCUGGGUUGCUUGUCAACUGGAUCACCUUGGACAUUGCAUAUCAGACGAGGAAUGUCGAGAAGCCCUGCAUCGUCUCCCACCUGACCUCCCAGAGACUUAUAUGCGCAUCUUGAGAAGAGUUCCCGAGGCGAAACAAACAUUCGUUCAUAUGACACUGCUUUUCAUUGCUUACGCUAAGCCAAGACUCGACACUGCGCAAUCGAGAGAGAUUCUCUCAAUACCAUCAACUAGUCGGUAUCUAAGCCCAUCUGUUAUCAUAAGGGAAGACGCAAUUGCCAGAUAUUGCAGCAGUCUCAUUCGAAAGUCAAACGACGGAAAUCGUUUUGAAUUCGCCCAUUUCUCGGUUCAAGAGUUUUUGAGAAGCAACAUCUUACAGUUGUCUGAUCUGGGAAUGUUUUACAUCUCCAAAUCCCACUGCGACAGGCUACUAGCAGUGCGGUGCUUGGAAUACCUUCAGCUUGACAACUUCAACCACCUACCGACAGCAACAAGUGAGGAACUCACCUACAUGAACCACAGGAGCCUCGAAUACAAACUCUACGAUUACGCCGCACAAUACUGGCUGUGUUUCGCUAGAAAAGAAUGGAUACAUUCUGAUUUACUAGCCGAGGCGAAACGGCUGUUCGAUCCGCGGAAAUCCACACACUUUACGUCACGGGCAACGACGUUAGUCUGGGAGAUUUGGGAUGGUACCGAAAAAUUCUCCAGUAUGGGAGAAACCGACAUAGUUGAUCUGAUGGCGGGAAUUAUUCAUGACAGCUUUCGACCACUGCACUUCGCGGCGACUUUGUCACUACCAGAGAUCUGUUCAUUCCUCCUACAGGCUUCGGCUCAUUGCGAGACCAAAUGUGUGUUUGGAACUCCGAUUGAGUGUGCUGUAAGCUGUCUGUACGGAGCUCUCGAGCAACUCUGGUUCAACGGUCCAGAAUUCUUCAUAUCGAUGUGGUUUGCAUUCUACACAGGAACGGACAUAUUCGAGACAUUCUAUACUAUUGAGACCGUAAAAGCGUUUCUGGACGUGGAUCUCCAAACACCAGAGGGUCUUCUAGGUGCUUCUCUAUGUGCCGGGAUCAGUGUACGAAACCUCUCGGUCGCUCAGUUACUCGUCGACGAAGGUUUUUUUGUUCCCACUCAAAGCGACUUGGACCGAUUUAAAGAAGAUAUGAGCAGCGUGGUUGAUUCUAAAGAAACUUAUUGGGGAGCUGACGGUCUGGCAUCACUUUGCCAAUUCUGCGAAGCACUUGGCUCCGGUAUUGAUAAUUCGCCUCUGAAUUUUGAACUUUGUCAGUCGGCGUGGGGAUUUUGCCUGCAGCUAACUACGGAUCUCUGUGAUAUCGAAGGCUAUAACAUCAGUUCUAAAGUUACAGAUGAUGCACAUAGCCUCUAGAUAUUGGCUUCGGAGGUGGUCCGCUGGAAGCUCGACAUCGCUGCGUUGCAAAGGGUGGUUGAUGAUCAACGAGUGAAUGUCUCAUCAAUUCUGAGUCCUGGUGAGGAAGAUGGGCUGCUGGAUUUGCUAGUCCGAGAAAAUUAUAGAGAAGAGAGAGAAGUAGAUGACGGCUGGGUUGCCCGGGCUGAGGACAUCUUGGACUUGCUGUUGAGCGCCGGCUGUAGCCUUUCCAAGCGCAACCGCGAUGGCCACACACCAUUGACGCUUGCAAUCAGUGAGGGGCAGAUUGAACUCGCCAAAGUCAUCUUGAAGAGGUGUGAAAAUGAACCGACGGCUUGGGAGUGCCAGACACCAAUACUGUUAUUGGUUGCUGAAUCAGGCUCCGAGGAGAUCUUGGACCUACUUCAAGGUAUGGGUCUAGAAGUUCACCUGGACGACUACGAACAGAAAACCCCAUUGCAUUGCUUAGA
Molecule: messenger RNA, 3170 nt
Organism: Colletotrichum phormii
Lineage: Eukaryota; Fungi; Ascomycota; Sordariomycetes; Glomerellales; Glomerellaceae
Exons: 2
Coding region: 1-2700 (899 amino acids)
Source: RefSeq, a predicted model, not a curated record